Messenger RNA from Onthophagus taurus, 1443 nucleotides. RefSeq names its product F-box only protein 25. Gene Ontology annotation, cellular component: SCF ubiquitin ligase complex; cytoplasm; nucleus. Gene Ontology annotation, biological process: protein ubiquitination. The record is from RefSeq and is a predicted model, not a curated record. Gene Ontology annotation, molecular function: protein binding. Lineage: Eukaryota; Metazoa; Arthropoda; Insecta; Coleoptera; Scarabaeidae.
GUGUAUUGAAAAUCGAGAUCUUUCGAGAUAACCUGAUCGCCGAAACGAAACGUGAAAGUCUGGCGGAUUCAUAUUCGUGUUUUGUCGCCCGAAUUGGCAACAUCGCUUCCAGGAAAAACAGCUGUGUUGUGUUAUUGUGUAUGUUUACAUCGGUGGUAGCGGACAGGUUGGGUUGUGAAUAGAGAAGAGCGAGAUAUGCCAUUUAUUUCGAAGGAUUGGCGAUCUCCAGGUGAAGCAUGGGUGAAAACACAGGAAGGAUGGGAAAAGAAAAAAGUCCUCGAAAAAAUGAUCAAGCAAAGAGAGGAAAGUUCCGAAACUGGAGAAGAUUCAGAUACAGAAAAUACAUCGCAACCACAUUGUAGGAUUACAAUCAAAUGUACUCGUGAGAUAGCCGGUUUCAAUGGUCUCGACGAGGCGGUAAAAAAGCUCGAUUUUCGAAGUGCCGUAAAAGACGUUCGAAGAUUCAAUUAUAUUUGCGCCCUCCUUGACCUUUUGGUAGGUCAACAAAUGACCGCUUUAUCGGGUUGCGCCCAAAAGGUCUUACUUGCCAUGCUUGAAGAAGUAGCGAAUUACGCAACCGCGAACCAACAUAACCCCAGAGGCUUACGAAGACUCAUCGCCAAAUUAAGAGCUUUAAGCGCUGCCGAAAGAAAUGCUUGUUGGGGGGGACCUUUGGGUUCUCAAUUGUUGUGGCAUCAACACGCUAUUAAAAUCGAUAAGAUUUUAUCUUUAGCUGGAGGAAUGCAAAUUUGUGAACCUAAUCCGGAAAUGAAACCGCAAUUUUUACAAUUACCGGAAGAAUGUAUAAGGGAGGUUAUUUUGAGAUUAUCUGAUCAUAGAGAUUUAACUGCCAGCGCUCAGGCGUGCGAAGAAAUUGCCGUUGUUGUUAAUGAACAAAGAGUUUGGAGAGAAUUGACUAAUUAUCACUUUACUCAACAACAAAUUGAAACUAUGAAAUUGAAGAAAGAUACUAAUGAUUGGAAGGAGUUAUUUCAUAAUUUAAAAAAAAAUUAUGGGAUUUCUGAAGAUCGACAAUACGCGGAAAUGUUAUCUUUAUGUCGUUAUUGUUGCUGUUUGUUCUGGCGAAGUUUGGGACAUCCUUGUAUAGCCGAUCAAUGUCCGGAAUUUCGGGCACGAAUCCAAGAAGCUGGAGGUUUAGUUCCUCCAAGUCCGAUUCCUCCUUCAGCAUUUCUAAAAUUUUUCUCCCUGUAGAUUCGUUCGGACCGUAGUCCGUCGUUUUCGCUGUGCGUACUUUUUAAAUUAUUAUUUGUUUUUUCUGCAUUGUGAUAAAGAAUUUUCGUGUAUCUCCAAAAAAAAUAUAAAAACUAGGCUGCUAUUUAUGAUAUUUACUAAUCUAAUUGAUUAUUAACACGAUGGAUAUUUUACUAAACUUAAAUUAUAUAUAUUAUAUAUAUUUAAAUAAAUAUAUUAUUUAUGCUAUCA